Zophobas morio is the source of this 1206-nucleotide messenger RNA. RefSeq lists its product as uncharacterized. Gene Ontology annotation, molecular function: DNA-directed DNA polymerase activity; nucleotide binding; DNA binding. The transcript has a single exon. Gene Ontology annotation, biological process: DNA replication. The record is from RefSeq and is a predicted model, not a curated record. Lineage: Eukaryota; Metazoa; Arthropoda; Insecta; Coleoptera; Tenebrionidae. Bases 1 to 1206 code for a protein of 401 amino acids.
AUGAAGAUUAUUCUUAACGCUAUCAAAGUUUGGAAUACUUUCAAUAUUCGUACAUUAGGAGAAUAUUCCGAUUUAUAUUUAAAAACAGAUGUGCUUCUUUUAGCCGACGUAUUCGAAGCAUUUCGAACUACGUGUUUAAAUACUUAUCAACUUGAUCCCUUACAUUAUUAUACUGCACCAGGCUUAACAUUUGAUGCCAUGUUAAAAACGACAAAAAUUAAACUAGAACUCUUAACGGAUAUAGAUAAAGUCCUUUUUGUGGAGAGAGGUAUUAGAGGUGGAGUUUCCCAAUGUUCUAAUAGAUACGGUAAAGCCAAUAAUAAGUACAUGAAUAAAGACGAAUAUGAUCCUUCACAAGAUAGUGCCUAUUUAAUGUAUUUUGAUGUUAAUAACCUUUACGGAGCGGCAAUGUCUCAAUGUUUACCCUAUGGGAAAUUUGAAUUUGUAGAAAAUUUCAAUAUUUCAGAUAUCUUAGAUACUUCCGAUAAUUCCACAACUGGUUAUAUUAUUGAAUGCGAUUUGGAUUAUCCAGUAGAUUUGCAUGAAAUACAUAGCGAUUUACCUUUAGCUCCAGAGCACAUGAUACCCCCCAUUUCAAGGUCUAAACUUAAAAAGUUGUUAUUGACUUUAUAUCCUAAGAAAAAUUAUGUUAUACAUUAUAGGAAUUUAAAAAUGUAUAUAAAAUUUGGUAUGAAAAUAAAAUGUGUACAUCGUGUUCUUAAAUUCGAACAGUCUGCGUGGUUAAAGGAAUAUAUAGAUUUAAAUACAAGGCUUAGACAGCAAGCGAAGAACGAUUUUGAAAAAGAUUUUUUUAAAUUAAUGAUUAACGCUAUUUAUGGUAAAUGCAUGGAAAAUGUUCGAAAACAUAGGGAUAUUCGAUUGGUCAGUAAAUGGGAGGGACGAUGGGGAGUUCGUUCUCUUAUUUCUAAACCAAAUUUUCACAGUUCCGUUGUAUUUGGUGAUGAUUCAGCGAUCAUCGAAAUGAGUAAAUUAGAGGUGUUUUUAAAUAAACCAAUUUAUGUCGGUUUUUGUAUUUUAGAUAUUUCUAAAACUUUUCUCUAUGAAUUCCACUAUGGUUAUAUUAAGGAAACAUUUAACAGUAAUGCAAAGUUGCUUUACACCGACACUGACAGUCUAAUUUACGAAUUUCAUGUAGAUGAUAUAUACGAAUCAGAGCUGUUCAAAGUACUCAAAAAAAGUACUUGA